GAGCAGGCGUAGGGUAGGUUCGUGGUUAGUUACGUAAGGGGUUUUCAUCACCUCGUGAUAAAGCUUAGUUUCUUGAUCUCAUCGAGGGAUCAACAGUGUCUCCCACAAGCCGAGAGAAAUGGGAGAAGGCGGUCGUGGGUGUUCAAACUAUUGGAAACAAUGAUGAUGGUUCUUGUGUUGAAAAGCUGCGAUUAUCAAAGGAUAAUAUUGAAAAUUCAGUAACGAACGAGAAGCAGCGGAGUAGCAGCGACAGCAACAUGUCUGCUAUUAAAACUACGGGGACGGGAGGCCCAAGAGUCGUCCCCGUCUUUAGUCACGUUAAAUACGAACAUCUAAUCGCAGGUCUAUCGGGAGGCGUAGUGUCCACGUUGAUGCUGCAUCCUCUGGAUCUGAUAAAAAUCAGAUUUGCCGUAAAUGAUGGAGUCACACACACCGCUCCACAGUACAGUGGUCUUCGAGGUGCUUUUAGCGAAAUCCGGCGGACAGAAGGCUUAAGAGGCCUCUACAGAGGUGUGGUACCAAAUAUUCUUGGUUCUGGAAGCUCCUGGGGUUUUUACUUCUUCUUUUACAACACGAUAAAGACAUGGAUUCAAGGUGGUAAUGCAAAGAAACCUGUUGGCCCAGUAAAGCAUAUGCUCGCCGCUGCUAAUGCAGGCAUUUUGACGCUGUUGAUAACGAAUCCGAUCUGGGUAGUCAAGACACGACUUUGUCUCCAAUAUACAAGCGAUGUACAUCUUGCAGAGAGCAAGAGGUAUUCGGGCUUGGUCGACGCCCUUAGAAAAAUUUACAGGACCGAGGGAAUCCGGGGACUCUAUAAGGGUCUUGUUCCUGGAAUGUUUGGUGUUUCACAUGGUGCGCUCCAGUUUAUGACAUAUGAGGAAAUGAAAAAUAGCUUCAACAACUACAGACUAGUACCUAUUGACACGAAACUGGACACCGCACAUUACAUUUGUUUUGCUGCACUAUCAAAACUGUUAGCUGCACUGGCAACUUACCCGUAUCAAGUAGUUAGAGCUCGUCUCCAGGAUCAUCAUCACGACUACAGGGGAACAUGGCACUGCAUUCAACUAACAUGGAGGGGUGAAGGUUGGCGUGGCUUUUACAAGGGCUUAGGGCCGAACCUUAUCAGAGUGACGCCCGCGACUGUCAUCACAUUCGUCACCUAUGAGAACGUUUCCCACAAACUACUGCGUCUCAGAACCGCCGCCCUGGAGGAAACGCCCGCAGCUUCUGUGGUUGCGAUUCAACAUGUUAAAAACUGAGGUAAUCGUUGCGACGGACUGGAUGAAAAAUUUCGACCGAAUCCAUUCCCGAUUUCGAAUCGCACUAAAACUUGUUAGUUCGAAAUGAAGUCUGAACUACGGAACUCGAAACACGACCAAGUCCUCACCCCUAUUUUUAUAAUCGUGGCUCACCCAUGGCUGCUUACCCUGUACACAUUAUUCGUAUAGACUGCAGAAGGUUGCGGACCUUCAAUUUUCAUGUUCGAAUUUUUGCCCUGUCCAAACAGUUUAUUUGCUCAUUGAAUAAUUUUUGAGCGCCAUUUAGGUGUGGAACAAAAAAAAAAAAAAAAAAAACAAUUCCCUGAUAUGAUCACGACACCGUAAGACUGCAGGUACAUUUAUAGAGUAUAACAUAAUAUUACAUUGGAUCAAAUUAGUCGCUAGUCAUUGGAAUCAAGGCUUUUAGAGUCUCGCUCACUGAAAUUAACAGAACAAAUUUUACAUAUUUAAUGUGGGAACAAUUUGGUCCACCCACUUUGCUGCUGAGAUUUCAGGUCACUGAUUUAACUUUCUCUCACUUCGUGAUCAUGAGUAGAAAGAAUGUCAAUAACUUUAUUGUAACUCACGGAGAGCCUGACUUUUAUUUUUUUUUCAUACUGGUGAUUGCAGACUAUUAAGUAAAUCAAGUGAGAAUAAAAAAGUCACAAUGUUCCGAAAAUACUCUAUUUUAAUAUGAUCGCUGUAAUUAUCGUUGCGUAAGUUUUUCGCAUCUUUUUAAAAAACAAUUUUUCAAUUUAAACUCACGCCGAUCGCCUCUCCCUUGUAUUUUUUCGCCGAUAAUAAGUUCAUCCAAACUUCGCAGCUCUCAUCUCAAUCAACAUGCUUUGCCAUUUUCACAUUAUAAAAUUCAGGACUCUUUAGCGCCUGAUUUCGAAAAUGUGUGUUGCCUUUUUUUCUGUUAUUUCAUUUGAAUUCUGUCGAUUUUCUUUUUGUUCUUCAGCUACUAACGCGCUUCUUAUUUUCAUUCAUCUCUUCGAAUAACUGAUGCGCAGGCGUGUCAUUCGUAAUACUUCGAGUAAUAAUUAGUUGUACGUUUUAUUUGUAGUUAUAUGUAUAAUAUGUGCGUACACGUAUGUCAAACACAUUAACGUGCCGUCACAACUUCCGAACGCAAGUAAUUGAUACGAGCAGCACGUCUGAUGAAAAUUUAUUGAUCAAGUAUUAUGUUGUGAACUUAAUGUAGUGUCCUGCACAAGCGUAGAAUAUAUAUUUUAAGGAACCAACUAAUACUGUAUCUCUGCUAAUUAGACUAAAUUCUUGGUCAACCUGUAACAAGGAGCUGUAGUUAAAAAUAAACCAUGGGAAACGCAAAAAAGACAACAGAAAA
Molecule: messenger RNA, 2610 nt
Organism: Athalia rosae (coleseed sawfly)
Lineage: Eukaryota; Metazoa; Arthropoda; Insecta; Hymenoptera; Athaliidae
Product: mitochondrial folate transporter/carrier
Exons: 6
Coding region: 258-1262 (334 amino acids)
Biological process (GO): nucleotide transport; mitochondrial transport; folate import into mitochondrion
Cellular component (GO): mitochondrial membrane; mitochondrion
Molecular function (GO): folic acid transmembrane transporter activity; FAD transmembrane transporter activity
Source: RefSeq, a predicted model, not a curated record